Molecule: messenger RNA, 237 nt
Organism: Penicillium waksmanii
Lineage: Eukaryota; Fungi; Ascomycota; Eurotiomycetes; Eurotiales; Aspergillaceae
Exons: 2
Coding region: 1-237 (78 amino acids)
Source: RefSeq, a predicted model, not a curated record
AUGUAUGUAUGCCACCAUUUGAAGCGCAAUGACAAUUGGAUAAGCACCCUGGUGAGUCGCAUGGUAGCUGCAGUACCAGAAAACCUGACAGCGAAACCGCCCGCCGAAGAGAUCGACGGGGGCACUGGCCAUUCAUCGACCUCAGUCCCGGCGUCGGCAACUCGUGACUUGGAGACCGCGACAGCACGAAAGAGGCAGGAUUGGCAAAUCCGAAGUCUUGGCCGCAACGGGUACUAG